Maniola jurtina (meadow brown) is the source of this 4627-nucleotide messenger RNA. RefSeq names its product rac GTPase-activating protein 1-like. The record is from RefSeq and is a predicted model, not a curated record. Gene Ontology annotation, biological process: signal transduction. The coding region runs from base 182 to 1993 and encodes 603 amino acids. Lineage: Eukaryota; Metazoa; Arthropoda; Insecta; Lepidoptera; Nymphalidae. The transcript has 14 exons.
GUCAUGUUUUUGACGUGCGUGAUUUUGCAGGUGGUCGUUAUUUAAAUUUUCUACUGCAUCAAAUCGUUGAAAAGAUUUUAACUAUUAGUUCAGUGUUUAAACACGAGUGAAAUGUAAUUUUUGCUGACCGAACUAAGAUUUUCUUCAAUACUCUUCGCCUGAAUUCAAAUCUUUGAUAAAAAUGAGUACCGAAAAUUCCGAUUCAGGCGAAGCCCUACUGCUAUCGAUGGUGGCACAAUUCGACGAUAUAAAUCGUUUAAAUAAUGUUUUAAACGAUGGAGCAUCUGAAGAAUGUUUCCUAGCAUUUCUCAAGCAGAUGGACUGGGUGCGUACCCAGUGGGCAGCAGCGGAGGCGGAGAAUGUUCGCCUCCAGGGGGAAUUGGAUGAAGCUUUAAAGACCUUGUCCAAAUGGGAAAACAAAUUUGCCCAUGUCCGCAAACUGCUAGAUGGAGAGAAGAGAGAAAGGAAUAUUGUGUUGAAGAAAUAUAAUGAUUUGAGUAAGCUAUUAGACAUGGCAAGGGAUUUGCUCUUCAAUGACAACAGAGCUAAACUCAACAAUGAAACACUUCAGAAGCUCGCAUUUCUCAAUGGCACAGCGCAGCAUGAUGCUAAAAUAAAUGGAGCACCAGAGCUUAAUUCUACUGGGACUCUGUUAUCUGAGAUGUCAUAUUCUCGUUCGGAAGACGAUCUUGAUAUAUCGCUAGCAUCAACGCGCCGGUCUUGGGUGCAGCGCGGCCAGUGGAACACCAGAGAGAAACCCCCUUCCAGCAAGAAACGACGCUCGUCCACAAACUCUUCUGCUACUAAGACGGUGGAGCUGCAGGGCGGCAAGGUGCUGGCCACCGCCACCACCACACUCACGCUGGAGCGCGCGCCCGCCGCGCACGACCUCAAGCCGCCGCAGAACUUCCAACCGAUAUCGGAGAGCAGCGACGAGGGUCCGCCGGCGCGCAAGGCGACGCGCACCCCUCCGCGCGCGCAGCCGGCGCCCGCAGUGCCCUCAGCACCGCCCAUCACUGAAUCGGAGAGUGCCUCGGACACACCCCGCAUGCCGCCGCAAAGGACCCCGUCGGUGGUGUCGGCAGCUUACGGCGGCUCGCCGAGGGUGCGGCCGCGCCAACACAACUUCGUCGCCAAAAACUUCUACAAGCGGGAGACGUGCGGCCCUUGCGGCAAGACUAUAAACUUCGCGAAAGUGGGUGUAAAAUGCGAGCACUGCCGCGCGCAGGCUCACCCAGAGUGCCGCGCCCUGCUGCCGCUGCCCUGCGUGCCGCCCGGGAAACUGAGCGCCAAGCAGGAGGGUUGCAUAGCGGACUUUGCGCCAACCACUCCGCCAAUGGUGCCAGCUUUGCUCGUACACUGCAUCAACGAAGUGGAGAAACGAGGCUUGUCGGAAAAGGGCAUCUACCGCCUCUGCGCCGUCGAUAAGGAAGUCAAACGACUCAAGGAACGAUUCCUUCGCGGUUGCGGCUCCCCGCAGCUCUCAAACGAAGAUAUCCACGUGAUUUGCGGCUGCAUCAAGGACUUCUUACGCUCAUUACGCGAACCACUCAUCACACACGCGCUGUGGGGCGACUUUAUGCACGCGGCUACUCUGUGCGAGCCCUCUGAUGCCACAGCCGCCAUAGUACAGGCCGUCAGCGAACUGCCACAGCCUAACAGAGACACCCUGGCCUUCCUGCUGCUACAUCUGCAGAAGGUAGCGGAGAGUCCCGAGUGCGAGAUGGGUAUAGACAACUUGGCGAAGAUAUUCGGGCCCACUGUGGUUGGCUUCGGCAUGGCCAAGCAGGCUGCUGAAAUGUACACGGCCACGGCCAAGAUGUUCAAUGUGAUGCAGCUGUUGCUGCGGCUGCAGAGCGAGUACUGGUCGCAGUGGGCGUGCCCGCCCGACCCCGCGUCGCCGCGCUCGCCGCCCACCGCUCAGCGCCCCGGGUUCUUCUUCUCGCCCCGCGACACGCCGACUACAAGGAAAAAGCGCAACUAUUUCCAGUAAACCAAAAAUGACUACAAGGAAAAAGCGCAACUAUUUCCAGUAAACCAAAAAUGUAAAUUGAACGUGAUUUCAAUCAAGAGGAUUAUUAUUUAAGUUUGUUCAUAAGAGAACCUUUAUUUAACCAUUACUAACAAACUUUUGCCUUAAUUUAUGAUAAUAAAUGUUUGAGAUAUAGCAGUAUACUAAUAUUUAGUUUGUAAUACUAAUAUAUUCUCUAGGUACUUAAUACUUAUCUAAAUAUAACAAAUUAGAUUAUUUUUGUACUUUUAUGCCUAGUUAUUUUUUAUUCAGAUACAAGUUAGCCCUUGACUGUAAUCUCACCUGGUGGUAAGUGAUGAUGCAGUCUAAGGUACGCUUACACGGGCAAUUUUGUCAAUUAUGACGUCACACGGACCACAUGAAGCAAUUUAUUGCAAUACCUAGCAAUACCUGAAAAUUUCAGCAAAUCCUAUGCAUAAUAAUAGCUCCAGAUUACUCAACUUAUUGCCCCAAAUUGGUUUCAUUGGAAAGGCAAUAAAGCGAAGAUGAUUUUCGACCACUAAAUCAAUGCACUAAAUCAGGCACAUUCUUUGUUAAAUAUAAGUAGCACACGCAGGAUAUCCGCUAGCGAUUUAUAAAACACCCUGUGUAUAAUAUAUAAGUAUUUCUAAAACAGAUCAAAUACAUCAUUGUUUUUGUACCCUUUAAGUAUAUAGUUUUAAUUACUAUGAUUACGUAUUCACAAUUGCUUCUUUAUCAAUAAUACUCUAGAAUUUAGCUCUUAAUUUAAAAUGUACUUAAUUUAGUAGUAUUUUUUUUUUUGUGAAAUAAGCUAAAGAUAUUUUACUGUACUGCUUUACUAUCGAAACACAUUCGACGAUAUUCUAAAAAAAAUAGGGACAAUUCUUGUAUCAUGUUUUUUUUUUAGUUCUUAGAUUUAUAAAUAAUUUAAGUUUGUGGGUGAAUAUUUUGUUUAUAGCAUUAGUUUUAUGGUAAACAAUUUUCCGUUAAGCGACGUCACGCCACCGCCUAAGUUCGUAAUAUUUAGUUUUGUUGUAAAUAAUGUUUAACACCCCCCUUAUUCAUAGACAUGCUGUCGAUGCUCAUGCAAAAUCCGCUAUGGGGAGAAUUACAUUUUCAUGAGAAACUACUAAAGGACCAUGGGCAUUUUUUUGUAUGAUUAGUAUGCUCAAAUGAUGAAACCUAUGUUAUAUCUCUAAAAAUGUACUUCAUUCCAUUAUAUGGCAGGUAAGUUCAAAUCCUACAUGAAAAUGACUUUUUAGUAAGUUUAAAAAAAAAAUGUCUUUAAAAAAGUACCAAAACACCAUUUUCGCGCUAAAUACGAAUUUAGCUGUCAUAUAAUUAAAUGAAGUAAAUCCCAAGAGCUUUUAUUAGGCAUAGGUCUCACAUUACUGUUAGACAAUAUUUAACAGUUAGGCCUAAAAUGACGUAUGGUCCUUUAAUUUUUCGAAAAAAAUUCUCUUAGGUCAAAAUGAUGUAGCUAAAAAUGUUAUCUCUUGAACUAGCACAAGUAUAGUUUACACGAAGAAUGGGGUUAUGCAGGCAAACGUGCUUUAUCAAACUGAAUAGAAUGGCAUCAAAACCGAAAAUUCUAAAAAAAUCACAUAGCUGAUUUUGCAUACGCUUGAAAAUACAUAAAUAGUUGAAACAUUUAGCAUUUUCAUUUUAAUGUGUUAAGAUGUAAAUAAACUAGUGUACAAUGCAAAUAAAGUAUAAAAAAUAGGAAAAUCAAUGACCUUGAUCUGUCUUGAAAAGUAUGAUUUGCAAGGAAAAUACUUUGCAUAUACAUAACUUUUAAAAUCAAAUUAAAAUGUUGAAUAUUUAAGUAUUUCAUGUCAAGACUGUUCAUCAUCAGAUCAUGUCAUCAAUUCGGAAAAUAGAUUCUACUAAAAGCCUGAGAAGAGUUGCUCACUUAUAGUCAUUCUUAUUCUUUUUUGGGGUUCCAUACCCGAGCGGUGCCAACGGGACCGGGACCCUAUUACUGACUCAUUUGUCCGUCAGUCUGUCAGCGGGCUGUAUCUCGUAAACCAUAAUAUGUAGAGGUGAAAUUUUCACAGGCUUUGUAUAGUGUACUGCUAUGACAACACAUAAUAAAAAUUUCAAAAUGGCCGCCAUGUAAAUAAUAAUAUUAAAGUGUAUAAUCUUGUACGAUGGUACGGAACCCUUCGUGUGCGAGUCCGACUCGCACUUGACCGGAUUUUUGAUUGUAUACUAUUGUGACUACAACACACUGGUAAACUUGUAAUCGACCAAUUUAUCGGAGCGGCAAAAUAAGGUGGGUUUGAUAACGCAGUUCUUUCUAUUAUAGUUCAACUAUAUUAGAAAGUUAAUUAAAAUUAAUGUAGUAUAGUUUAACUACUUCUUUAAUAGUUUAACUAUACCUACUGUGUAUUUCUUAAUUUGCUCUAAUUUUUCUUUAAAAAUAUUGUUUAAAAAACCUUCGUAGUUUAUUUUGUAGUGCGUAUCAAAUUGAUCACAAUUAAUUCCUAGUCAUUGACUAGCUUCAAAUACUUGUUUGUAUUAUUAAUAGUUAGGUAUGUAGUUUUGUUUUUCUUUUUUCACUCCAAAGUACAUUGACUUUUGUAUUCUUUAGUUGUAGAUUUGUCAAAUUAAAUAAAAUCAUGUAAAACGAAA